Molecule: messenger RNA, 321 nt
Organism: Sphenostylis stenocarpa
Lineage: Eukaryota; Viridiplantae; Streptophyta; Magnoliopsida; Fabales; Fabaceae
Source: the annotation of a GenBank genome assembly
AUGAAGGAAAAUUGUGUCGUUUCGGAUGAGGGGUUCGGUGGAGGAAGAAAGAAAGAGAGAAAGGAGAAGAGGGUCGAAGUUAAAAAGCAAAAAAAUCAUGUCGUUUCGGAUGAAGGGAUUGGUGGGGGUGCAAAGAAGGGGGUGAUGGGAAGAAGGUUGAAGUUGAAAUUACCAGAAAUGGUAUCGUUUCGAAUGGGGGUGCUGGUGGAGGAAGACGGUUUUGAUGGAGAAAGAAAGAAGAUUGAAGAUGGAGACAAGAAAAAGCGCAAAGGCGAUGAAGUUAGGGAAGGGUGGACGAAGGAACAAGAUUUAGCUCUUUAG